GAUUUUUUUCACACUCGUCAUUUGUUUACGCUGGUUUAUCGUCCUCGUCUUUAUCAAUUUGUGCUUGCCAUACAUGGUGGAGAAGGAUGUGAGCCGCGAGAGGAAUGCAUGUGCACUGGAAUUGGUGGUGGAGAAAGCAGAGAAAAUCACAUAAGAAACGUCAUUGCUAUCACCGUUCCAUCGAUACAGUCAAUUUCAUCCUGCAGUUUUGUUCCACACAGAGACAGUAGGCCUAAUUGAGUUCGUCAUCACGGUUCCGUUUAACAUUAAUUUAAAAUUAUGCAGGUUUUUGAAAGUUUCGAUUGCGUACUUGUGUAGCCUGUAAGAAAAGGGGCGUCGACGUUUAAGAUGGCCAACCCGCUCGACAACCCGACGGAUGAUCUGUCCGCGUCCAGUUCCGGGCUACUGCUGCUCGGUACUUCAGAUGAUUCGGAAAUUCUAGAAGGGUUUCUUUGUCCGAUUUGUAAAGCAGACUUGAAAACGCCUGAACGGCUGACGGUGCAUGUCGAGCAGGAACAUUCCGAAGAGCAGGACCUCCUAAAGUCACUUAAGGAAAUGUUCAGCUUUGCGAAGAAGAAAAUACUCAACCUGGACGAAACGGCUAGUGAUCUGGCUCGUAGCUUGGAUAGCUCAUUGCAGGUGGUAGGUAGACAGGAACGACUAGCAACGGUGAAUCCGAUUCAUCUUCCUGGGCAACUCGUUGGUACAGACUGUGACCAUAUGGGUUACUUUAAGGCUGUGCGAAAUCCUCGCUUAGAAAGGUAUGCUUCGGAGACGAAUAAAUUGAUCAUUCGUUUGGACAAACUGCUGGAUGGACUGCCAAGCGAUCCAGAUGCCCGGAAACGUCACGAAAAGAGUAAAGUUCCUUGGAUCGAUGGGAAGCUGGUCAAGCUGUGUCCAAGUUGCGCGAAAAGUUUCGGAUUAACUAGAAGACAACACCAUUGCCGUGUUUGUGGAUCCGUCAUGUGCGAUGGCUGCUCUUAUCACUUAUCGUUUGACGAAGCAAGAAGCAUCGUUCAACCGGUCAGUCCUGGUGCAAAAGUUCCAGAACUAUGCAACCAAUCUGAAGAAUCGUCCAAGGACCGGGAUUCGUCCGGCUUUCGAGUUUGCGAACAUUGUCUACAUCUUCUAAUGAAUCGGAAGGAGAUGCAAGACUCUCGCUCGGACCGUCGGGUCAUCACAAAACUUUACGAAAAAUUACUGCAGGAGAAAAAGGACAUCGAACCGGACAUUCCCAUGUACUCCAAAAUCAUAUACAGUCUGUAUGAAGGGGAUGCCAUCUAUCGUCUUUCGGAUGCCAGUGCACUGAGGGAAAAGAUUGGUCGGGCUGCUGAAAGAAUCGAUAACAUUAGCAAAGCUAUUCUCGCUAUCUCGUUUGUCCAGGGUAGCCGCGAAGAAGCGCUGAAAAAAUCCAUCCGCUUGUCAUGCAUUUCCUACAUAAAAGAGCAAAUGUUAUCGAUUCCUCCAUUGCCUCUGGAGGAGGAAAUCAAAAAGAUUCAGCAGCGCAAGAAACAGGAAACCGCAAGACGAAUCGAACGAGAGCGAAGAUUAGCAUUGGAAGCGUACGAAAAGCAUGAACAGCACUCGGAGCCGUACAACGGCAGUUCUAGUUCAAGCACAGCUUCAACAGCGGAAAUGACUAACGGGCGGUAUUACGGAGCGGCAGCCCUCGUUAGUUCUUCCGACAACUGGAGCGGGUUCCAAGCUGCCAACGUAGCAGUCUCGAGCAGUGCCGAUCCGCUGAUCGAUCAGAUCAACAUUGUUAAGGGUUACAUCCGACAGGCUCGGGAAGCGUUGCGCUUCGAAGAAGUGGAAACGUUAGAGCGCAACCUGAGCGAACUGACGCAGGAGUUCUACGAACGGCAACGGCGGGCGCCUGGCGGAUCCGGUUUUGCCGAAGGCGAGGCAUCGUCAAUGUCCGGCCCGUAAACGUCCAAUAGAUUUUGACUCAGAAUUAGUAUUAAAACCGAACGAGUUAUUUUCUAGUAAGAAACGAUGGAAGUUGUGCAUGCAUUUGCUUCUCUUCGGUUGGCUUGUAUUUUUGUGCUCUAUUUGAAAUUGCAUUAAUAAAAUAUUCUCAGCCACUGCGAGUGGCUAAAUUUAA
This is a messenger RNA of Wyeomyia smithii (pitcher-plant mosquito), 2104 nucleotides long. It is a transcript of the gene Rbsn-5, whose product is annotated as rabenosyn-5. Gene Ontology annotation, molecular function: metal ion binding. The transcript has 2 exons. The coding region runs from base 349 to 1929 and encodes 526 amino acids. Lineage: Eukaryota; Metazoa; Arthropoda; Insecta; Diptera; Culicidae. The record is from RefSeq and is a predicted model, not a curated record.